Molecule: messenger RNA, 4167 nt
Organism: Arachis stenosperma
Lineage: Eukaryota; Viridiplantae; Streptophyta; Magnoliopsida; Fabales; Fabaceae
Product: zinc finger protein BRUTUS-like
Exons: 14
Coding region: 200-3913 (1237 amino acids)
Biological process (GO): ubiquitin-dependent protein catabolic process; protein ubiquitination
Cellular component (GO): nucleus
Molecular function (GO): ubiquitin protein ligase activity; zinc ion binding
Source: RefSeq, a predicted model, not a curated record
UCCCACCAUCAUUUACAUUUUUAGUUUCACACACAAACACAACAAACUAACAACCUCUCCCUCCAUAAACACCCUCUUUCUCUCUCGCGCUCCCUUCCCUUUCAUGUGUCACACACACUGCACGCCAAUCUUCCCCGCAAAAUAAAUAAGCUCCAACAGAACAGAAUUCUCAAAGGAAUAACGAAAGGGAAAAUAACACAUGACGACGCCGUUUUCGGCGGGGCUGAAGCACUUGGAUGGAGGCGGAGGACUGGCGGUGCUCUCCAAUUCCAUCGACAAGGUUGAUUCGUCCUCCACUUCCUCCUCGACGGCGCUCAGUGGCAGCGUCAAGUGCUCUAAGCUGGUAGACUCGCCCAUUUUGAUUUUCUUGUUCUUCCACAAGGCGAUUCGGAACGAGCUAGACGCGCUGCACCGUCUCGCCAUGGCAUUCGCCACCGGCAACUCCUCCGAUAUCCAGCCUCUCUCCCAGCGCUACCAUUUCCUCAGCUCCAUGUACAGGCACCACUCCAAUGCCGAAGACGAGGUGAUUUUUCCAGCCCUUGAUAUACGUGUGAAGAAUGUUGCAAAGACAUAUUCUCUUGAACACAAAGGUGAAAACAAUCUUUUUGAUCAUCUAUUUGAGCUGCUAAAUUCUUCCACCCACAACGAUGAAAGUUUUGCUAGAGAGUUAGCAUCCUGCACAGGAGCUUUGCAGACGUCAGUUAGUCAACACAUGGCAAAGGAAGAGGAGCAGGUAUUUCCUUUGCUUAUUGAGAAUUUCUCUCUCGAGGAGCAGGCAUCUUUAGUUUGGCAGUUUCUUUGCAGUAUUCCCGUGAACAUGAUGACAGAAUUUCUUCCAUGGCUUUCAAGAUCCAUAUCACCUGAUGAACGACUGGAUUUGCAGAAUUGCUUAAUCAAGAUAGUUCCAGAGGAAAAGCUUCUUCAAAAGGUUAUUUUCAAGUGGAUGGAAGGGAGAAGCAGUGUUAACACAGUUGACAGUUGUGUAAACCAUUCUCAAGUUCAAUCUAGUAGUAGCCCAUCAACUGGAAAAAGGAAAUAUUCUGGAUCUACCCUGGAUGACUCUGAUGCCAUUGGAUUACAUCCUAUAGAUGAAAUAUUGCUCUGGCAUAAUGCAAUUAGAAAAGAGCUAAGUGAGAUAGCAGUGGAGACCAGAAAGAUACAAUGUUCAGGGGAUUUUACAAAUCUAUCCUCUUUUAAUCAAAGAUUGCAGUUCAUUGCUGAAGUUUGUAUAUUUCAUAGUAUUGCUGAGGACAAAGUUAUUUUUCCAGCAGUAGAUGGAGAAUUGUCAUUUUUUCAGGAGCAUGCUGAAGAAGAAAGCCAGUUUAAUGACUUCCGGUGUUUGAUUGAAGGUAUUCAAAGUGAAGGAGCAACAUCUAAUUCAGAAGUUGAAUUCUUUUCAAAGUUAUGCUCACAUGCUGAUCAUAUAAUGGAAACCAUAGAGAGACAUUUCCAUAAUGAAGAAGUUCAGGUCCUUCCACUUGCAAGAAAGCACUUUAGCUUUAAAAGGCAAUGCGAACUUCUGUAUCAAAGCUUGUGCAUGAUGCCUCUGAAAUUGAUUGAGCGCGUCCUUCCAUGGUUGGUAGGAUCGUUAACUGCAGAAGAAACAAAGAUGUUUCUGAGAAACAUGCAGUUGGCAGCUCCAGAAAUGGAUUCUGCUCUAGUUACACUCUUCUCUGGGUGGGCUUGCAAGGCUCGUAUUGAAGGUCUAUGUUUGUCUUCUGGUGCGUCAGGUUGCUGUCCUGUUCAAAGACUUUCUGAUAUUGAAGAAAACAUUGCUUGGCCAUCCUGCGCUUGUGCUUCCGCAUCAUCUGUAAGAGAUUGUUUAGUAUUAGACAAAUCAGAUGGGAACAGAAAGUCAUUCAAGCGAAACUUAUUAGAGUCCCACAACAAUGGAGAUAUCACUGAAAAUCCAGAGACUGAAAAUGUCCAAAAACAAUGUUUUGCUACUCGGUCUUGUUGUGUGCCGGGUUUAGGAGUAAACAGUAACAAUUUGGGGCUGAGUUCUAUUUCUACAGCCAAGUCCUUGCGGUCCUUGUCUUUCAACUCUUCUGCCCCAUCUCUUAAUUCCAGUCUUUUUGUAUGGGAAACAGAAAGCAGCUCAUCUGAUGUUGGAUCUGCACAAAGACCAAUUGAUACCAUAUUUAGUUUCCACAAAGCUAUACGAAAAGACUUGGAGUAUCUAGAUGUUGAAUCUGGAAAGCUGAGUAAUGGUGAUGAGAUAGUUCUUCGGCAAUUUAGUGGAAGAUUUCGUCUUUUAUGGGGCUUAUAUAGAGCUCAUAGUAAUGCAGAAGAUGAUAUAGUAUUUCCAGCAUUGGAGUCAAAAGAGGCACUUCAUAAUGUGAGUCAUUCAUACAUGCUGGACCAUAAGCAGGAAGAACAAUUAUUUGAGGAUAUUUCCUGCGUUCUUUCUGAGCUUUCUAUGCUUCAUGAAGCCUUGCAGAUGAACCAUAUGCCAGAGAACUUAAGUGAAAGUAAUUUUAGAACAUCUGAUUCCAAGGGUAGUGAGAAUAUUAAAAAGUAUAAUGAACUCGCGACUAAGCUUCAAGGAAUGUGCAAAUCCAUAAGGGUUACUCUGGAUCAUCAUCUUUUCAGGGAGGAGUGUGAACUGUGGCCAUUAUUUGGGAAACAUUUCACUGUAGAAGAACAGGACAAGAUAGUGGGACGGAUAAUUGGAACAACUGGAGCUGAAGUUCUCCAAUCAAUGUUGCCAUGGGUAACUUCCGCGCUUACUCAAGAUGAACAGAACAAAAUGAUGGACACAUGGAAGCAGGCAACUAAAAACACUAUGUUCAAUGAAUGGCUCACUGAAUGCUGGAAAGAUAGUCCAGCACCUAUAACACAGAUAGAAACAUCAGAUCAUAACACUUCUCGGAGAGGUGCUGAAUAUCAAGAAAGCUUGGACCAUAAUGAUCAAAUGUUCAAGCCUGGUUGGAAAGACAUAUUCCGGAUGAACCAGAAUGAACUUGAGUCAGAGAUCCGAAAGGUUUAUCGUGAUUCAACUCUUGAUCCAAGGAGAAAGGCAUACCUUGUGCAGAAUCUGAUGACAAGUCGUUGGAUAGCUGCUCAGCAGAAAUCACUGAAAGCCAUAACUGAAGUAGCAUCUAAUGGUGAACAAAUAGAAGGGCAGUCACCAUCAUUUCGGAACCCUGAUAAACAUGUGUAUGGGUGUGAGCACUAUAAGAGAAAUUGUAAGCUACGAGCUACAUGUUGUGGCAAGUUAGUUACUUGCAGAUUUUGUCAUGACAAUGUGAGCGAUCACUCAAUGGAUAGAAAAGCAACAUCAGAAAUGAUGUGUAUGCGCUGCCUGAAUAUACAGCCGAUAGGGCCUAAAUGCAUGACACCUUCAUGUAACGAACUUUCAAUGGCAAAAUACUAUUGCAACAUAUGCAAAUUUUUUGAUGAUGAAAGGAAUGUAUAUCAUUGCCCAUUUUGCAACAUAUGCCGUGUCGGACGAGGGCUUGGGAUUGAUUAUUUCCAUUGCAUGAAAUGCAAUUGCUGCUUGGGCAUAAGAUCACAAUCACAUAAGUGCCUGGAAAAAGGCUUAGAAAUGAAUUGCCCAAUUUGUUGUGAUGAUUUAUUCACGUCAAGUGCUCCAGUUAGAGCUCUGCCUUGUGGCCAUUAUAUGCAUUCUGCUUGCUUUCAGGCAUACACUUGUAGUCACUACACAUGUCCGAUCUGCAGCAAGUCAUUGGGAGAUAUGGCGGUUUAUUUUGGCAUGCUUGACGCACUAUUGGCUACUGAGGAUCUUCCUGAAGAGUAUAAGGACCGGUGUCAGGACAUACUCUGCCAUGACUGUGACAAAAAGGGCACUUCACGCUUCCAUUGGUUAUACCACAAAUGUGGAUUUUGUGGCUCUUACAAUACCCGGGUGAUUAAGGGUGAGGAAUCAAAUUCCAGCUGCUCUUACUCUUAGCGUGCUGAUUUUGACAGCGAGUUUGUAAAUAUUUGUAUAGCCAAACCAAAUUUUCCCUAAAACCAGGAACCAACCUGGUUAUCGUUUGGUCUUAUACAUAAUCUGAGUCACUUCCAUGCAGACAUUUUGGAUCCUUUUAUGAGCUGUCGUAAGCUAGUGUUUAGAGAGUAGAGAUAGAAGCACCUAAUUAGUUAAUCAUGUAGCGUUGUGUACAGAUCAUGUUCAAUCUGCAAUGUAAAUUCUUGCAUUCCAUC